Centropristis striata (black sea bass) is the source of this 1635-nucleotide messenger RNA. RefSeq names its product protein phosphatase methylesterase 1 (gene ppme1). Gene Ontology annotation, biological process: protein demethylation. Gene Ontology annotation, molecular function: protein methylesterase activity. Bases 164 to 1294 code for a protein of 376 amino acids. Lineage: Eukaryota; Metazoa; Chordata; Actinopteri; Perciformes; Serranidae. The record is from RefSeq and is a predicted model, not a curated record. The transcript has 14 exons.
CAGCAGAAGAAGAAGAGCGCUAGCCGCUAGCCUGCUGUUAUCCUAGCUGACAUCUAUCCGAUGCCUGGCUAGCGUCGGUGCAGGUGUCGAAGGAAAUAUAUAUAUAUAUGGUGCGAAAGAGAGGGAAAGUCCCGUUAAAUAGUCCCUGACAGACACCGACAUUAUGGAGAAACAGCUGCAUUUAAACCUGCUAACAUCCAGACCUCCUAUGGCAGGAGGCUUCCAGUCCAGCUCCAAGAUGAAAAUGGGACCUGGGCGGAAGAGAGAUUUCACCCCCCUGCCCUGGAGUCAGUACUAUGAAACCAUGGAAGAUGUUGAGGUGGAAAAUGAAAAUGGCAAAGAUAUUUUCAGAAUUUACUGCAGUGGUGCCCAUGGUCCUGUGCUGCUGCUGCUCCACGGAGGAGGCCACUCUGCGCUCUCCUGGGCAGUGUUCACUGCUGUCAUUUGCAGCAGGAUCAACUGCAGGGUGGUGGCUAUGGACCUUCGAGCUCAUGGCGACACCAAAGUGAAAAAUUCUGAUGAUCUCUCUGCCGACACGAUGGCCAAGGAUAUUGGCAAAGUGGUGGAGGUUCUGUAUGGAGAGAACCCGCCUCCCAUCAUGAUUAUUGGACACAGCAUGGGCGGAGCCAUCGCAGUUCACACAGCCGCCGCCAAUCAUAUACCAUCUCUGCUCGGCCUCUGUGUCAUUGAUGUUGUAGAAGGAACAGCAAUGGAUGCUUUGAACAGUAUGCAGAACUUCCUCAGAAGUCGGCCAAAGACAUUUAAAUCUCUGGAGAACGCCAUUGAGUGGAGCGUGAAGAGCGGACAGAUCCGAAACAUCGAGUCAGCGAGAGUGUCAAUGGGAGGCCAGGUGAAGAAAUGUGAGGAAUCCAGCAGCAGUCCAGGUGUGUCUAAUAGCAUCGAAGGUAUAAUAGAAGAGGAAGAGGAUGAAGAAGUGGAGGAAGAAUCCAACAAGAAAAGGAUGAAGGAGGACGACCAAGAGAUAAAAAAGGAAAGCAUCUUCACCUGGAGAGUGGAGCUGUCGAAGACAGAAAAGUACUGGGAGGGCUGGUUCAGGGGCCUGUCUGCUCUCUUUCUCACCUGCUCUGUGCCAAAACUGCUACUGCUUGCAGGAGUGGACCGGCUCGACAAAGACCUUACUAUUGGACAAAUGCAAGGGAAGUUCCAGAUGCAGGUCCUCCCUCAGUGUGGUCACGCUGUCCACGAGGACGCACCUGAAAAAGUAGCAGAUGCUCUAGCAACAUUUAUGGUCCGGCACAAAUUCACUGAGUUUAAGGAAGGAUACCUGUGCUAAUUUCCAGUUUUCAGUCUAAAUAUAGCCAGCAGCCAUAGAAGAAAAGUUUCAAGAUUCAUCCACAACCCUGUACAAUUUAACUAAGGAAAUUAUUAUAAUUAUUAUUAUUAUUAUUAUUAUUAUUAUUAUGUUGCUUUUGUUGUGUAGAUACUUUGCCUUUGAGCUUUGCCUUAUUUUUAUUUUAAAGCACUGGGAUUUGAUUGUACUUUUCCGUUACAAUAUAUUUUUUUUAAGUAUUGCUCUCCUUGUUUAAUGUUUUUAUUUUGAGUGAUUGCAUCCUUAAUGUGUCUGUAAUGUUUGAAUUCAAACAAUGAUUAAAGAUGGAUGCCGCAAAAAUAUCA